AUGUCUCUUGUCGCGUACUCGGACUCUGAAGGGUCUGAUGACGAGCAGAUCCAGACGAAACCCGAAAAGCCUGUGUCGAAGCCUGCCAUCGCGCCCUCCAAUACCGCUUCAAGUUUCACAGUCAACAAGGCAAAUCCAAGGAAGAUACAAGUCAAGCUGAAUGAGGUAGCGACCAAUGGCGAAAAUGACGGAGAGCCCGCUCCAAAGAGGCCCCGGGUUGGAGGAGGGGCAUUCAGUGGCUUCAACGCCAUGCUCCCUGCGCCGAAGCGCGAUGGCCAGACACAGGCGCCGCCAAAACCAGCGGCAAGAAAAGUGUUCAGUCUGAGAACGGGUGCCGAGCCUGCAUUCAGUCGAGAUUCAGACUCGGAACUGCGACAGUUGUUCGCCGAGCAAGAUGCAGACGGCCCUGCACAAGGUAAUGGGGACGACACGAUACCGCCUAUCCCAUCUGCUGCGAGUAGUACGACAACUGUCACGAAAGAACAGCCUGUCAAAGGUAAUGUGUUCAUGUUCAAGCCGCUGUCUGUGGCGCGAAACAACAAGAAACCGAAACGCAAACCUGAACAGUCAACAACUAGCGACAUCAACCGAUCAAGUGGCCAGACAGCGCCUCCGUCUGCCACUACAAAUUCUGAUACGGUCGACCCUGACAAACCCGCUCCGCCACCGAAGAAAGUGGCUCUGUUCUCUAUGACCAACGAACCAGAAGAAGCUAUACAGGUCGAUGAUCCCCAGGGAGGCGAGGACGAGAUUGUCGAAGUCCUUGACGAACCUGUUACCGACCAGACCUACAACGAAUUCAACCAAAUGCCCACGACCACGGCCACGGCCACAUCCAACCAUUCACAGCCCCAGUCUCUGGACGCCAUUGCAUCAGACUUAAACCUUUCCAAAGCAGAUAGGCGGCAGCUCUUUGGACGGCGUGGACAAGGUACAGCCUCCGCGGUCAAUGUGGUCAACUUCAACACCGAUGAGGAGUACGCAGCGAAUGAGGCCCUGCGUGCCAGCGGAGAACAGAUACAACAUACCCCGGUCCGGGCUAUUGCUCCCGGCAAGCACAGUUUGAAACAGCUUGUUAGUGCCGCUACGGGGCAGAAGGACGCGCUUGAAGAAAGCUUUGCCACAGGGAGGAGGAACAGGAAGGAAGCAGGAAGCAAGUAUGGAUGGUGA
Molecule: messenger RNA, 1170 nt
Organism: Exophiala dermatitidis NIH/UT8656
Lineage: Eukaryota; Fungi; Ascomycota; Eurotiomycetes; Chaetothyriales; Herpotrichiellaceae
Exons: 1
Coding region: 1-1170 (389 amino acids)
Cellular component (GO): nucleus
Source: RefSeq, a predicted model, not a curated record